UGCGCCAAGAUGGCCGCGCCCACAGGAACUCUCCAAAGGGCGCCGCCAUCGCAGUUGCGGGACCCUCUGAAGCCGCGCUGGGGUGGCCGCCAUGUCGGCCUCCUACUCCAACCGAAUCCUGACAAAGCCAGAGGCGGUGGGCCAGAGGAGGAGUACGGGAACAGCUGAAAAGGCCAGGCGUCCAAGGGAGAUGGCUGGGUCCGAGCCCCCGGGUGGUGCCUCGAAGGAAUGGGAAGAGCUGGAACCUGCCCAGAAGAAUUUGCACAAGGAAGUGAUGCAGAAGAACUACAGCAGUGUAGCCUCGAUGGAAAAUCAAGAUUCCAAACCGGAUAUGAUCUCUAAGUUGGAAAAAGGAGAAAAGCCACGGCUGGGGAAAGAGAAAAAACACAAACAAAGUGGCCCGAACAAAAUAGCAAGACCCAAGCAAAUGGGAGCCAGUGGAAAAGAAAUCCAGCAAGAUGAGGAGCAGAUCGAGGAAAAACAGAAAUCUCAAAGCAAACUCAUUAGAGAAGCUACAAUCAAGAAGAAAACUUCAACGAGUAAGAAAAGCAAUGAGUGUGGUUUGUUGGGGAAAAAAAAUAUCAGCACAAAACAUGUUCCUUCAAAAAAAAGACUUCUUAAAUUUGAAUCACAUGGAAAGACCUUGAAACAGAAUUUAGAUUUACCUGAUCAGAUAAAAAAAUAUGCAAAAAAGAAACCUGAUAUAGCCAAAGAACACAGGAAAUCAUUCAGCCAUAGCUUAUCUGUUGCAAAGAAAGAUGAAAAUUCACCUGGAAAGAAAUGUGAAAAAUUACCCAACAAUAGGUCAUCUGGUAAGUGUGACAAAAAUCAAACUGGCAAGAAAUGUGAGAAAUUAUGCCGCCAUAGCUCAUCCUAUACUAAGCAAGACAAAAUUCAAGCAGGAGAGAAAUGUGAGAAAUCAUCUAGACAGUCUUCAUCUCCUAAACCUGACAAAGCUCCAGCUUCUUUGAAACCUUAUGAAUGUAAUCAGUGUGGGAAGGUUCUCAGUCAUAAACAAGGACUCAUUGACCAUCAAAGGAUUCAUACUGGCGAGAAACCAUAUGAGUGUAAUGAAUGUGGGAUAGCCUUUAGCCAGAAAUCCCACCUUGUUGUACAUCAGAGAACUCACACUGGAGAAAAACCAUAUGAGUGUGUCCAGUGUGGUAAAGCUCAUGGUCAUAAACAUGCCCUUACUGACCAUCUAAGAAUUCAUACUGGGGAAAAGCCCUAUGAAUGUACUGAAUGUGGGAAAACCUUCAGACAUAGCUCAAACCUUAUGCAACAUGUGAGAUCUCAUACAGGUGAGAAGCCUUAUGAGUGUAAGGAAUGUGGCAAAUCCUUUAGGUAUAACUCCUCUCUUACUGAACAUGUGAGAACUCACACAGGUGAAAUACCAUAUGAAUGUAAUGAAUGUGGCAAAGCCUUUAAGUAUAGCUCAUCCUUGACUAAACAUAUGCGAAUUCAUACAGGUGAGAAACCAUUCGAAUGUAAUGAAUGUGGAAAAACUUUCAGCAAAAAGUCACAUCUAAUUAUACAUCAAAGAACUCAUACAAAAGAGAAACCUUAUAAAUGUGAUGAAUGUGGAAAGGCCUUUGGACAUAGCUCAUCUCUUACUUACCACAUAAGAACUCAUACAGGUGAUUGUCCCUUUGAAUGUAAUCAAUGUGGGAAGGCCUUUAAGCAAAUUGAAGGCCUUACUCAACAUCAGAGAGUUCAUACUGGAGAGAAACCCUAUGAAUGUGUUGAAUGUGGGAAAGCCUUCAGUCAGAAGGCACACCUCAUUGUACAUCAACGAACUCAUACAGGGGAGAAACCCUUUGAAUGUAAUGAAUGUGGAAAAGCAUUCAAUGCAAAAUCACAACUUGUUAUACAUCAAAGAUCCCACACUGGAGAGAAGCCCUAUGAAUGCAAUGAAUGUGGGAAGUCCUUCAAACAAAAUGCAUCUCUUACCAAACAUAUGAAAAUUCAUUCAGAAGAACAAUCUCAUGAGGAAAAUUAAUCUAGAAAAUCUGAUAACUUUUGUUUAACCCUAGAGAUGUCCUCAACUUGAGUGUUAGAAAAUCUUUAUCAGGAAGUCACCUUAGAGAAUAUGAAUAGAUAAUCUUUAUAUAAAAGGAGUGGAUGGAAAUAAAAUUUAAACUUGAUCCUAAACCUUUUACAGAAAUACUGUAUUUUUACAAUUAUUAUAAAUGAUUUACAUGUUUAGAUUAAAAUAUGAAACUUUAAAAAUUGUGAAUAAGGAGCUGGAGACAUAGCUUAGUAAAGUGUUUGUUAUGCAAGCAUGAGGACCUGAAUUCCAUCCCUAUAACUCAUGUAAAAAGCUCAACAUGGUGGCAUGUGCUUUUAAACCCAGCAUUGGGGUGGUGGAGACAGGAGGAUCCUUGGGACUAUUUGGCCAGCCAGCAGAGCCUGAUUGGCAAGCCCAGUUUGCAAUGAGAAAACCUGUCUUGAAACACAAGGCAGAGGGUUCCUGAGGUUGACCUUCGGCCUUCACAUACAUGUGCACAUAUACAUGUAUACCCCCCACAUAAUACACACAAAAUAAAGAUUGUGAAUAAAUUGAUUAAUCAGAGCAGUAAAGAAACAUGUAAAAUAUGCCGCAAUUCAUGAGUUAUUUGGGUGCCAUGUACUUACGCACCAUAACUAGAAUUCAGUUUUCAUAUGUACUUCCUUGUGAACAGUGUGGACAUCUUUGAUAUCACUAGCUUUUUUUGUUAAUGUCUGUAUUAACUUCUGUAUCAGUAAAAAACUUUAAAAGUGAGUUUUAUUUACCUAAAAAUUGUUAAUAAGACAUUUUUAGAAAGUGAGAAAAAAAGCAGCUGAAAUAAAUUUGCUGGUAGGAAAUGAUGCCCAAAGUAAGUGUAGAAAAAGUAAAUCCUGAACCACACAUAUAGUGUGUUCCCAUUGUAUCCAACAGGGGGGUAUGUUUGCCCUGUAUUUCUUUGCCUUUGUAUGCAUGUAUGUAUGUACAUAUUUAUACCCACAUAUUUGUAUAUGAAUACAUUUGAUUUUAGAAAAAUCUAGAAGAAAUUUCGUGGCUGCCACUAAACACAGGAGUACAGGAUUGAGGUCUGAAAUUUUUAUCAUGUUACAUGUAUUAUAUUCACAAUUAAAACAUAUGCAUAAAUCAAUGCUGUUCAAAAAUAUUGCUGAGUCCAUUCCACAGGAUUGUUUGACAAAAUAACAUAGUUUCUAUACUCAUUUAUGAAUGAUGAAUUUGAGGUAUAUGUUAUAACUUGAUAUUGAAUUUGUAGACUUUAUCUAUUGAACACAGAUUCUUUCAUUAACAUACAGCUGUGAUAGUGCUUUGUUUAUUUGUUAUUAAAAACUAAAGAUGAAUUGUGAUUGCCAUCUCUCCAUUUUAUCUCAUAUUCAGAGUAUUAACACACAAAUGCCAGAGUCAGGGAUUUCAAAUGUAUCACGGCCAAUGCUUCUAAACACUUUUCUUGCCCAGUAGCAGAUACUGUUGAUGGAUCACCGUUAGAUUUAGGAGGGCAGAAAAGGAAGGAGUUUAAAGUUUAGAAAUAAGAGUCAGAGCCAGACCUGCAACAGACAGGAAUGUGCUCCCUGGAUUCAGGAAGCCCAGCAAAGGGCUGAUAGCUUUAUCUCAAGGAAUGAUUAUUUGCAAACUGAAGAGGGAGCAGUCUGGUCUUAUAUAGGAACUCUGCCAUACACAGCUGCAAGAGUUAACUCUGUGCCAGGGUCUGGUGUCCUUGAGGGUCUCUUUUCUGAAGAUUAUUUGCUCAGUCAGAUGGAUGAGUUAUGUAUAGCACUAAAGGAGACAGGUGGGCUCCACAGUCUCUCUCAGUCCAGGGAGUGACCAGUUGAUAAGGCUUGAGCAAGGCCAGACUGCCAAUUUAGGGCCAGCUAACCACUCUAAGGAAUUUAUGUCUUUAUGGCCUCCUCUAAUGAAGCUUAUGGCUCUCCUGAAAUUCACAUAUUCUAUCAAUCACUGUGCUUUUUCCAAGUGAACCUGGAGUCCACUUCAGAAUACUUGUCAAGCAUGCAUUUCUGAAGGUACUAUGAAUCAAUAUGACUUUGUGCAGGAGACCUGUUUGCCAUUGCAUACCUGGAUUUUUUUUUAACUCUUGAAUCAUAUAUUAAAAAAAUACAUGAAUUGCUUUAAAAUUUGUUACAGUAAAAACCAUGACGUAUCACAAAAAUACUAUUAUAAAUUAUUUUAGUACAUCCUGAUAUGUAAUAUUGGAAAUAUAUAAUAUUUUCUCCAGUUACUGUAGCACACACUUGUAAUCCCAGCACUCAGGAAUAUUGUUGAGUUUGAGGUAAAAUGGGAAUAUACAGACCUAUCUCACCUCCUUUAGCCAAAAAGAAAAUAUUUGGCCUGUAUUCUACCUUUUCUGUUUUCAGAGCAUAGUCGCUGUAUUUAUUUCUCAGAACAGACACAGUCCAACAACUAGAACUUGUCUAGUUCUCUUCAGUUCUGUCCAGUAAAUAUUUCACCUACAUAGUAGUCUAAUGUAAUGGUAGGCCCUAAACAAAUAUGUAAUUAAAUCUUAUCUGCAAAUAUUCCUUAUUCUUGUUCUUGCAUUCCUAAGUUCCUCAUUUCAGAGAAUAAUAAAGUAUAAAU
Molecule: messenger RNA, 4588 nt
Organism: Nannospalax galili (Upper Galilee mountains blind mole rat)
Lineage: Eukaryota; Metazoa; Chordata; Mammalia; Rodentia; Spalacidae
Gene: Zfp37
Product: ZFP37 zinc finger protein
Exons: 4
Coding region: 92-1999 (635 amino acids)
Biological process (GO): regulation of transcription by RNA polymerase II
Molecular function (GO): DNA-binding transcription factor activity, RNA polymerase II-specific; RNA polymerase II cis-regulatory region sequence-specific DNA binding
Source: RefSeq, a predicted model, not a curated record